Messenger RNA from Zalophus californianus (California sea lion), 3245 nucleotides. RefSeq names its product ring finger protein 144B (gene RNF144B). Bases 846 to 1757 code for a protein of 303 amino acids. The transcript has 8 exons. Gene Ontology annotation, molecular function: zinc ion binding; ubiquitin conjugating enzyme binding; ubiquitin protein ligase activity. The record is from RefSeq and is a predicted model, not a curated record. NCBI's taxonomy places the organism in Eukaryota, Metazoa, Chordata, Mammalia, Carnivora, Otariidae. Gene Ontology annotation, cellular component: ubiquitin ligase complex; cytoplasm; mitochondrial membrane. Gene Ontology annotation, biological process: protein polyubiquitination; positive regulation of proteasomal ubiquitin-dependent protein catabolic process; ubiquitin-dependent protein catabolic process.
UGUGUGUGUGUGUGUUUAAUAAUUAGUUUUUGGGUCUCCCAGAUUGUGAACCAGGUUUUCUGAGGCAAACUUGACAGCAGAGAGAAAAGUUAUGCUCUGUCUGAAAAGAAAAAAAGCUUAUUUCAUCUAUAUAAUAACCAUUUAGCUUCCUGAAAACGAUCUUUCUUUUCAACAAUAUGAGUCCUUUUAAUCUGAGAAAGUAUAUUUAAAUGUUUGUUUUUGAGAAGCAGUUUUAAUAUUUUAGGUAUUUAGGAACAUUUAUUAGGACAUCAGAGUCAUUGCUCCGUGGUGUUUCUGCGAAUUCUGGCUUCCGUGUUUCCCCUGGCCUUGACUUACAGCAUUACUUUCUCAUUGAGUGAGGUUCUUCGUGUUUGAAAUCACCAGUUUGAGGUAGAGGUCAGGAAUCAUGCUGAACCCAGAUGUUGGUGGAGGAACAAAGUCCAAAUAGUUUUGGGACUAAACUUGCUUUGUGCAACUGAUUAUUUUGGAUAUGGGGAAGGAGCCAAGAUGCCACACAAAUCAUGCUUUCCACCUUGAGCUUUGGGGAGUAGGCAUCUGCAGCCAUAGCUCCUGAGUCCUGAGACUUUGUUUUCUAGGGAUGCCCACCUGAAUUUAUAGAAGCUCCUUAGCUGUUGUAAAUUAUCAAUAUUUUUAGACUUUGAUUUGCUGGAAGGGAAUGCACAUGAGAGUCAGGCCUUUAAUAUUCUCUCUUCUCCAUGCGCUUGGAAAGAAAUUGUCCACUGUGGGAUCGAGUGACUACUGACUGUUUGCCAGGUGUGGGCUAGAUGCUGAAGAUGGAGAAAGAUGGGGAUUGAGGAGGCCUGAAGAAUGCCAGGGACAGGCUGAUGGGCUCAGGUGGCAGGUUCCAGCAUCUCACCAUGAGCACCGAAAAUCCGACGGCGGGAGACUUGGCUCCGGCUCCCCUUGUCACUUGCAAGCUCUGCCUGUGUGAACAGUCCCUGGACAAGAUGACCACACUCCAGGAAUGCCGCUGCCUCUUCUGCACAGCUUGCUUGAAACAAUACCUGCAGCUGGCCAUCCGAGAAGGCUGUGGGUCUCCCAUUGCUUGCCCCGACACGGUGUGCCUGAACCACGGGACCCUGCAGGAAGCGGAGAUUGCCUGCCUGGUGCCUGUGGAUCAGUUUCAGCUUUACCAGCGGUUAAAAUUUGAACGAGAAGUUCACCUGGACCCCUACCGAACAUGGUGCCCUGUUGCGGACUGUCAGACGGUGUGCCCUGUUGCCUCCAGUGACCCGGUUCAGCCUGUGCAGGUGGAGUGCCCUUCCUGUCACCUGAAGUUCUGCUCCUGUUGCAAGGAUGCUUGGCACGCAGAAGUCUCCUGUAGAGAUGGUCAGCCCAUCGUCCUGCCAACAGAACACGGGGCCCUCUUUGGGACAGACGCAGAAGCCCCCAUUAAGCAGUGCCCUGUUUGUCGGGUUUACAUCGAACGCAACGAAGGCUGUGCUCAGAUGAUGUGCAAGAAUUGCAAACACACGUUUUGCUGGUACUGUCUCCAGAACCUGGAUAAUGACAUUUUCCUCAGACACUAUGACAAAGGGCCGUGUAGGAAUAAGCUGGGCCACUCGAGAGCCUCGGUGAUGUGGAACCGGACGCAGGUGGUGGGGAUUCUGGUGGGAUUGGGCAUCAUUGCCCUGGUGACUUCACCCUUGCUGCUCCUGGCUUCCCCGUGUAUAAUCUGCUGUGUCUGCAAGUCCUGUCGGGGCAAGAAGAAAAAGCACGACCCAUCCACGACCUAAAGGCCUCUGCUCCUAUCCACGUGCCACAGACGUCCGGGGUUACAAUGAGAAGCACAGUGAUAAAGCCCCACUUAGUGAACUUGCCUCCUCCUUGCCAAACUUUGAAAGUGCCUCUGUGUCCAGACUUUGAACUUGCCUGCCUGCCUUUGGCAUCAGAAAAGGCCGAGCCCGUGUGAAGAGAAGGACCCGGGUUCUGCAGUCUCGGCCGUGUCUAGGGAGCGUGUCGGGAAGCUUUGGGGUUGCUGAGAAGGAACGAACCCACCGUCAUUUUAUCCUUGGGAAGGAUCCCGCUGGACUGUUCAAGUUCCAGCCAAAUUCGAGGAGCCCGAGUGAACAUUCAGUAUCAUGGUUGGCAACACACAUUGUAACUGAGCAGCUAGAGUCUGUUCUGUGUUGAUUUGGCCACCACGAGAAAUAUGGGAGAAACCCACUCCCCCACCCCCCGGUAGGAGGGAAAGGAUAACACUGUUGAAGGGGAGAUUGUCCUAAGCGCUGCGCAGCAGGCUGCUUGUCUUGGGGAGUGGGCAUGUUGGUUCUGCCUCUGUGGGCUCCUGGGCAUGCUGUUCCAGGCAUUCCCACAGUGACUUGGCAGAAACACGAUAGGUUUCUCCAUGUGUGAUCUCAGCUUCAAGCAGGAGAAACUGCUGUGCAGACGGAGUUGUCCCUUCCAAGUGAAGGGGUUGCAGCCUGUAAAACAAUGUGGUCUGAUCAAGUAGCUCUGCCUUGGCAAAUGCAACUUUGGGAAGGUGAUAAAUUCUCCUACAGCCAGUAGCUGUGGUUGACAGGAUUGUUUUAUAUGAAAUACUGGUCAAGUGGCCGAGGUUAACCUUCAUCAUAGAUAACAGAGAUCUUUCCUGAGCUCUGUGUUCAUGCACCCCACACAUUUAGAGUUGGACCUAAAAGUACACACCAAGAGUGAGUAUCAAAGUCCAUGUGUACACCAAUACACGUAAGUUGCUGCCAACCUAGAAUUUCCAUCCAUUGGGCAUGCGUGAGUCUAUCCAGGGUACACAUAAAAUAAAUGUUUCGUCGAAGCCAUUCUCUCUUUCCUUCUGGGACGAAUGUGGUUUAUUAUAAAUCAACCUAAAGGGUUUUCUUUUUGCAUAUUAUAUAUGUAAAUUUUGGUUGCAAGUUCAUAACUUACCCAAAGGUAUAGACUCAUAAACCUAACUCUUUUAAAACAACGCCUAGUGCGAUGUCAUGCCAUCUCUGUUUGUAAAAACACUAAUAAUCGAGUUAUUUGCAUCUUUCCAAACACAGCUCAGAACAGCUCUCAGCGGAGUGUCGUAUUGCUCCUUCAGCAUCUGGGAGGGCAAUCCAAAUACUUUCUGUGUGUACAAGGCACUGAUAAAACAACAAAAAAUGUAAGAAACAAAAUGUAAAUGCUUCAAGUAUCAUAAAUGCUUUGGGUUGGUAUCGCCUUAUUGCGACUUAUUUUUCCUGUUAUCCAUCGGUCAGAUUUUGAAUAAACGGGUUUUGAAAAGACAA